Polychytrium aggregatum is the source of this 732-nucleotide messenger RNA. RefSeq lists its product as uncharacterized. NCBI's taxonomy places the organism in Eukaryota, Fungi, Chytridiomycota, Chytridiomycetes, Polychytriales. The record is from RefSeq and is a predicted model, not a curated record. The transcript is spliced from 2 exons. Bases 1 to 732 code for a protein of 243 amino acids.
AUGUGGUGGUGGGCGGGCAAGGGGGCCCGGCCUUGCUGGGUGCAUUGUUGCGGCGUGCUAUUUGCGGUGCCGGUUGGCGGCGGGCGCUAUCCAGACCGGCAGAGCCGCGCAGAGCCGCGCAGAGCCGUCCAGACCCGUCCGGGGCUGUCCAUCCGGGCGGCCGGCGGCGACCUGCACCAGGGGAGGGAACGAGAGAACGAGGGAACGAUGCCUCCCGCCUGGUGCAGUGCUGCCAACCGCCAGCGACAGCCGCAGGCUGGCCCAAACCUGCCGGCGAGCCCGUCCCGGCAGACCGACACAAGGCGUGCAGCCGCAGAGUGGAUCACCACGGCGGCAGCAACAAGGGGCCCGCACGGCCGGGCAGCACCCAAUCCCGCCGUGGCGAAACAAGCGUCCGUUUCUUCCCCAGCGUGCAGUCUCCAGCGCGCGCGGCGGGAGCGGGCAGAACAGGACAGGCAGAACAGGACAGCGCAGGACAGCGUGGGCCCACCGCCGGCCAGCCCGCCCGAAGCCUGCCGAUACAUGCGCCGGCCUGCAGCACCCGCAACGACUCGGCGGGCGGAUUGCAGAGCACCGAGUGCGGCGGUGGGCCCCGCCCGCCAACUCCGUGGGCUGCGUCGCUGUGACUGUGGGCCGGCUGCUGUACAGCGCCGGUGCUGUUGCGUGCUGCCGGGUGAUUGGUCGCAUCUGCAGCUGCGUUUGACCGUCGACAUGGCCGACUGCGUGCUCUGA